Aspergillus sclerotioniger CBS 115572 is the source of this 905-nucleotide messenger RNA. RefSeq names its product ornithine decarboxylase antizyme. Gene Ontology annotation, molecular function: ornithine decarboxylase inhibitor activity. Bases 89 to 829 code for a protein of 246 amino acids. The transcript is spliced from 2 exons. The record is from RefSeq and is a predicted model, not a curated record. Lineage: Eukaryota; Fungi; Ascomycota; Eurotiomycetes; Eurotiales; Aspergillaceae.
ACCCGCAAACAGUUGCAGUGUACCCUCGAUAAAGCUCCUCAGGUACUUGCCAGUUGCUAUAGCGUCCACGUUUCGACAUCCGUGAUUGAUGGGUUUCACUACUGCACUACCACGGGGGCAGGAACACAGUGGUAUCCCUGAGGUCCCUUCGGGGCCCAAGAUAUCUCCAAGUCCUCCCUUUGAACUAUCCAUCACUCCAGGCAUGGGGGUUAGUCGACCGGGCAACGUAUUACCGGAAUACAAAGCGGAGGCAAUGCAUACUAUUCCGGAAGAGUGUGAGAGGCUCUUCUGUGACAUAUUGUCUGCGAUUUUCCUUGGUGAGAGGAGAUUAUCUAGACAAGAGUUGCUUGGGGUAGAUGUGUCUCAAGGCCGGCUGAAUAAGAAUAUGCCGGUCCAAAAGUGGUUUGAACUGUUGGAUUACACCAGUGACACCAUCCAUCGAGGGUUUGUAACCAACCUGAGCGGUGAACAAACAUUGUUUGUUUUCCUUGCAGAGAAUGCACUCGGCCACGGCCUGAAAACUGGGUAUGUACGCCAAAACUUUCCUCUAGAAUAUAUAGAAGGCAUGGCACUGGGGAUAUUACUGACACGCUACAAUUCUUGCUUUCAAAGGUUAAUUGCCCUGUUUGAGCUUGCUAAUCUAUCUGCUUUUGGGUGUGCCCAAAUUGUUGCCUGCGUACCCCGCUCUCACGAUGGAGUUGAACUUGAGGCUGUAAGGAACCUUGGUUGGUGUGGAUUCAAUUUGACUACCUUGCAGCCGUGGAGUGGUGGAAGCGGUAUCGAAUGCUCUCUUAGCACCAAGUGGCUCUUUUUGGAUGUUGAAGUUUAGGUGUUCAUGAUUUAACAGCUAGCUUGUAUAUGGUGAAAGGAAAAGGGUUUCAAUAUAUUUUUUCUCAGACGGCAUA